CAAAUACUCCCCAAUCGUGACGUUUACUUUUACUUCGUUGACGCCGAGGUCUUGAAGUUUUGGGCGUAUCAAAUCAAAAGUGUAAUUUGUUUUUGUUCAUAAUUUGUUCGAAGAAACAAAUUUUUAGGUAACAUUACUUAUGCAGACUAAUGCUUAUGCAAUUAGAUUGAUAAAUAAAUUGUUAGAUAUUACAUUCUAAACAAAUUAGUACUCCGAAUUGGAAUACAAAAUGGCCGUCAUUUUCGUCCCUCUACAGUUAAGAAAGCUUAAGUUAAAAUCUGUUAUGGUGAUAAUGCAUUUCUUUUACUUUUAGUCUUAUUAUUCAUAUAAUUGCAUCUGUUAACAAUAAAUUCAAUGGACAUUGGCUAAUACUAAUGUGUUCUUAAUUCUGAUCUCAGGAUAAUGAGAUUAUUCAGAAUAUUUGAAUAUUAUUAGGCUAAUUAGGUUAGGUACUUAAGUGAAAAAAUUAAAAAUAAUUUUUUUGAUAUUUCAGUUAUUUAGAGCAAAUUUAAAAAAAAAAAAAAUGGGUAAAUGUUGAGGACGAUGCCCGGGGUUUCCCAUCAUGGCUGCCAUAUUAGUUGACACGACACGUGAAGUGUCAACCAACAUGGCGGCCAAAAUUUAGUGCAAAACACGUGUUAUGAAACGACUGGACGAAACCUCCACAUCUUGUGACCUCAUUCCGCUGAUCACGUCACACGCAAUGACUAUAUAGUUUAUAUAAGGCAACGCAUCCCCUUAUCACUAAAAUAUUGUUUAGGGUCGACCUAUUUUAAACUUUCAACUUGGGCACAUGAAUAAUUAAUUAAAGCUUUCACUUUACCUGAACAAUGGUUUAAUAGUUUUUGCACAUGGCCAUGGCCAAAUAAUAUAGUGUGAUGUUAGGGUAGUCUACUUCUCACACAAUAGCCCAAAAAAAUUGACAUUGGUCUAUUGAAAGUCAACUGCCAAGUAUUGGUCUUAUUGUGUUUGGUUUUAAAUUUAGGCUACUAGGUAGAGAUAUAUUAUAUAAGAUGUUUAAACCAAGAUAACUGACUUUGUUUUUUCUUUGUUUUUUUAUAAAGGCCUACUAGAAUUAUUUAAAUAGUUUUAAGUCAAAAGUAAAAGCUUAUGAUAAAAAAUUUUGCAGAAGACCUCUUGUCACAUGACUUGUCUGCCAGAAUAAUAAACUAGUUAUCAGGCGGUCAUGUGACGUACCCGCAGCGAGAAUAUCUCCCGGUCGCCGGACAUGUAGACACUGCCUAAAAUUAAAUCUUGAAAAGCUUUAGGCCUAUGCCUAUAUUAUAUAUUGAUGUAUACGUGUACCAAUUCUCAUUGAUGUAGGAUGUAUGUCAUGUCCGACGCUCGUUACGCUAGUCCCCUGAACCUGCAUUACCAUAAGGUUGCUCAUCCUAAUUUUGAUCAUGGCAUGAGCCACACCACACCCCAUUUUAAUGGCGGGAGAUACAGAAAAUAUUUAAUUAUUACCAUUUACAUCAAUAUAUUUGAUAACUUGUGUUUUAGAAUGAGCUUAGAAGUAAUUUAAACAAGAAUGUUUUAAUUUGCGGUUUAAAAACCUGGUCAAUAUUAUAAAUGGUCAUAAUUUGCAGUGUGCCAAAAGUCAUGAGCAACCAUUCACAGUCCUUGCAUGUCUUAUUCUAAAUAUAUUGCAUUACUAUUCUCACAGUUUCAUUGAGAAUCAUUGAUAAGAGAAUGAAUGUGGCGUGUGAAAAUACUAUUAAAUCAUUGGUCAAAGAAAGUUUUAUUAGUUAUGUGCAAAAGUUGAAUGUUCAAAAGAAGUCGUCGCGAUAUAUAUUUAUGCCUUUUUAAUUAUUUCGCAAAUAGGCCUACAUCAUUUUUAAUCCAGAUAUUAAUAUUUUUAAUGAUAAAAUGAUGUCUCCUCAUGAAAUUGCUUACAAUGGAGGCUUAAUGAUAAUUGCUUCGCCUGUCUACUAUAUUAUUGACACAUGGAUGAUACCGACCUUCGAAUAACUAAAUCAAUGGCUAAAUCAUAGCCAUGUCACUUGUUGAUUGACAAAAAAUAUUAUUUUGCUAUAAAUAUUUUAAAAUUAUUUUUUGCUUUGAUACUUAUUACAAAUAAAGCUUGAAUAUCUGUUUUGUUGUUUUGCAGAUAAUGGGUAGAUCUUCUAGUAGAUCCAAAAGCCGUAGUCGCAGUGGGAGUGGAGGCAGCAGAAGUCGCAGUGGUUCAGCUGAUAAAACUGACAGAAAGCGAAGAAGUUACAGCCACAGCCCCAGUUCAGAUGAUGAAAACAAAUGUCGAGUUCACAUUGCAGAUUUGGGCUUAGACCCUUCUAAGUCAGAGAUUUACAGAGCCUUUGAAAAAUUUGGGCCUUUACGGGAAAUAUGGGUAGCCAGAAUUCCACCAUGUUUUGCAUUUGUUGUUUACAAGUAUAAGGAUGAUGCAAACGAGGCCGUAAGAAAGAUGGAUGGGGAGUAAGUCUCAUUUCAUCUCAUGUUUUAUAAUAAUUACCAGUAUAAAAGACUAAAGCUUACCAUGUGUAUCGAGUUGUGGACAUUGCAUUUAUUGUCUUUAAAAAAUAAUUAAUGGUGAUAUUUGAUACUGGGUUCUUUCAUUCUUACUUAGGUCUCUCAAUGGAAAAAGGAUCCGUGUAUCUAUAGCUAAACCACGUAUGAAGGGAACUAGAGGUAUUCCUGCUGGAGGAGGAAGAAACAGACGAUGUUAUGAUUGCCUUGAGUUUGGUCAUCUGGCUCGUGAUUGUGUAAAGGGUCGUCGUCGAAACAGGUUGGUACAUUGAUUAUUUUUAUGGUGAUUUUUAAAAAUUCUUUGUCAUGAACUAAUAUAAUUUUUUUUCUGAAUGCUAUGUUUAAAUAAAAAAUUACAUUUCAAUAAUUGAAGAUAUGAUUUUAGCUUCUCAAUUUUGUCUUUUAUACCCCAUAUAUUGUCUUUUAAAAAAAUAAUUCCCAUGGUCUUCUAUAAAUUUUAAUGCUGAUUAUUUUUAAUAGAUAGCCUCUAGGUUUAUUAUGGAAAUUAUUGCAUUUUUUAUGUUUAUUUUUAUUGUUUAGUUUAAGAUUGUCAUGUCUUUUUAUUUAAAAAUUAUAGACAGUAUUUUGAUCUGUAAAAUAUAUAUAUUAAACAUUCAGAAUUUGUGUAUAGUGACAGCACAAUUAAUUUUUUUAAGAGCCAAAAAUGUUUCAAUAUAGCUAUUUUGAAUUUAUAAACAGCUCCAUUUAAAUUAAUAAUUGGGCCUAUAUGAUAAUAUAAAAAGUGUUUUAUCCUCAAUAAAUUUUUUCUUCAUAAUACAAUUAACCGAAAUGGACAUUGUCAUUCUUUCAAUUCAGCAUUAAAUAAUGUUUUGCUUUUCUUUUAAAUAAUGCUUUGUGUUUGUGGUUAAACUGCGUUUAAAGAUGAAACAUUUCUUUUCCUGGUUGCUCUUAUUUUUGUGCAGGCUGUGUUUGGAGGAUUUGGGUUGUGUUGGUAUUUGCUUCCCCCUGUGAGGGUAGAAGUGAUGAUGGUGAUAGUCAUUAAUGUGUAUUGGAUGGCAGAGCUAAAUCCUGUGUCGUGGUUUGGGUUUGAUCACAGAGACGUAUGAUUGGCCAGGUCACAAAGCCUGGUGACUGGGGGCAGGCCAUGGUGCACUCUGAUUGGCUCCUGUGGUUUGAACUACUGUGGCAGAAGCUUGAGAUUGGCCCGGUGGCCUUUGUGAUACGGCAUAGUGUGCGCUAGUGAAGGCGCAUCUUGAGACUGGCUAUUUGUGUGUGUGUUAUUGUUGGCCUUGUUGAUGAGGAGCUAUGGGUAUAAUUUGUAAGAUCCAGUUGUUUAUAUCUAUGUUUGUAAACAAUUUUGCAGUGUCAUUUAAAUUAAAAUAAAACUGUUAAAAUUCAAAGAUGCUGUAUCUUCAUUUAAGCAGUGAUGUAUAAGCAUCUUCUGAAAAGAACAAAUUUCUAGUAACUUUUGAUUUAUUAAAAAAAAUUUAGACAACUUGUUGCAUAUCUCCCAAGCAUGUCUGCAGCUUUCAAGUACUCAUUGUUUUUUAUUUGCAUUUUUAAUUAGGUCUAGGUCAAGAUCCAGAGAUAGAUAUGAACGUCGUAGAUCUAGGUCAAGAUCUCGCAGUGGCAGUCGUACGCGCCGAAACAGAAGUCGCAGCCGUCAGAGGGGUAGAAGUGGUAGUAGGGAUAGAAGAAGAGAUAGCAGAAGAAGCACAAGUCGAGGCAGAGACACAAGAUCAGCCAGAGACAGAAGCAGAGAUAGAGGUGACAGGAGCGAUGCCAGGGAUCGCAAGGAUAGGAGUACAAGCCGGGACAGAGAUAGAGUUGAGAAGAUCGAUCGGGACGGUGAUAUUAAGAAUGAUAGAAAAAGUGGGAGUGUUGAUAGAAAUCAAACUGACAGCAGGGAAGACAGAAAAGAGAACAAUGAGGUAAAGCUUGAGAGCAGCAGGGACAGGAGAAGUGAGAGUGUAGAUGGGAAAGCAGGUGGUGACAAGAUGAAAAGUAGCAGUCCUGCUCAAGGAAAGAGUGCAAGUGUGGACAGGAGAAGCAGCAGUGCAGAAAGGAGAAGUACAAGUGUAGAUAGAAGAAGUGGGAGUGAGGACAAUACUCAGGAGCAAGCCGCUCGAAGCAGAAAGAGGAGUGGCAGUGAUUGUGACAACAGUUCAUCUGGCAGUCCACCUCCACUAAAAAAGGCUGCCAAUGAUGAAGAGAAUGACAGGUAAAGAAAGAGAAGGACAAUAAUCCAGCUGAUUAAUUAGGGUCCCCUCUUCUACUCUUUUGUAGUGCCAAUUUGGUUGCUUCAGAGCCAAACACUUCCAAUAGAGUACUGGUAACAGAAGAAAAAAAAGUAGAUAAGUAUUUAAAGAUGUUUUCAAAUAUUUUACUCAUCUGCUACUCAAAUGGCAAGAUUUCUUAAAGCAAAUAAUGCAGGAAAAUAUUCACACAUAUGAUCUUUCCAAGAAAAAAAUCAAGCUUUACAUUAAUAACAGAAAGAUGUUCUUAGUUCUGUUACCUGAAGUUUAGAAAUUUAAAAACUGAAUAUUAUUUCUUCCUGUCAGUUUUUUGCUUUGUGCAGUAGUUCUGAAAAUAUUGAUUGUUGGAAUCUAUUUAAUUUAAUGAUCAGCACUUUAUAUACAUGCGAUGACAAAGUGCUGACAGAUUUUAACCUUUAUAUCCACAAGAAAAAUUCAUGAAUAAUUUCCACAACAUGUUAACAUCCUUUCCAAAUAAAUAAAUCACAACUUUUAGUUGAAAAUGGCUUGUUUAAUCUGCUAACUGUCAUAACAGUCGAGGAUGGGUCGUUAUGGCUGCUUCUGUUGGCCUUAACUUGAGUUAAUAUAAUUAAAUCAGAAGUUUUUUUAAAGGGGGAUAAGUCUAAAAAAUUACUUAUUAUUUAUAGAAAUCUAAGGUAAAUAUUUCCUGUGUUCAAUUUUUUGUUUUAAUUUUGAAUUGAGCAGACAUUUUUGGAGGUUUUGUGUUAACACUAACUUGUAGGACUCAGAUGUUGCCCUGCAAAACAAAAACCUAAUUUAUUUGAAUUAUUACCUUGUGAAAGUGAUUUUGAAAAUACUUUCAUUGGCAUAACUCAUGUUACUCUCUAUUUAAAAUAGUCACUUGUAGGAGUUCAAGUUCUAUUUGAGGAAAAAGUGGUAAAUAGGGUACUAAUGAAUUUAAUAGGCGUUAUAUAAAUAAAUAUGUAGGUCACAAAUGAACUUAUGUUAAAAUUUCAUUAAACCCAAAUAACUUUAUUCUCUAAACUGAAAGAAUAAUGUUUUAUAUGUCUAGAAAACUUAUGUUGAUGAUAAAAGGAUUAAACAGUCAGUGUGGGUGUGAGUUGAAGAAAGAUAAAUUGUAGCACAAUUAUAAUCACUGUUGAAAAGUCAUAUUCAUUUUCACAUACCGGUAGCAAAUAGAAUUCCAACAUUCAUAUCAUAUGAUUCCUUUUCAAAUUUACUCUCAGAAUAACUAUACUUAUUUGAGUACCUCGAUUAAUUUUUGUUAGUUUUGGGAAUUUUAGUGAUACAUAUCUUAGAAACUAAGAGUUUGGGUUUAUCCGAUGUUUGUUAAUUUUUUAAUUAUUUUUUUUUACACUUUAUAAUAGUAAUGUUGUCAAAAAUGGACUCUAGUGAUUAAUUUCAUAGCAAUUUAGGUGUCAUUAUAGAUAAUUCAACAGUUAAUUAUGCUUACUUGAGUAAUUAUUACAGAUGCCUAUAUUUAAAUGAACAAAGUGAAAAUAAUAAAUAUUCUCCAUCUUAAUCUUAAACAAGUUAGUUUACUGUCUUACACUUAAACCUUAUUUUCACCCUAUGAAAGGGAAACAACCACGUGAAUGUUUCUUUGUUGUAUUCCAUGCAUGAUGUGCAUAUAAGUAUAAGUGUUAAUAUCUGGGCUUUAUUAUAUCUUACAAUAAUCCCAUUCUCAUGUGAUGAGUAAAUGAAUACAUAUUUUUUCUAUUGUUUCACUUCACAGAACAAGAAGCCCUAAGGUCGGUGAUGAUUCUAAUACAUUUGACAGAGAUGACAAUUAACUAGCCCAAAAGUGUUUGAAAGCUGUGUGAACAUAUGCUUAUUUUACAUGUAUUUGGAAUAAGAGAAUAUUAAUAAAUUUCCGUUCUCAAGGAAAUUCAAUACUAGCGAAGAAUGCUUCUGAAGUAUAGAAGAAUAUAAUGAAUGUUAAGUGUUAGUAAGAAUGUUGCACCGUGAAGUCAGUUUAUUUACAAAUGAUUUUCAACAUUGAUUUUUGUUAAUGGUAAUGUUCAACAUGAUUCAUGUAUUCAGUGUCUCAGAUGUAAUGUACCGGUAUUAAAAUGCUAUGAAAUUUCUGUUCUGCUUUACUCUAAUGUUAAACAAUAGUUAUAAUAGUAAUAAUAGGCUGAUGUUGCAUUCCAUCCAUUUUGCAAACAUUGUCAAUUAGUUUAGUAGACCUGUUUUGUUCUCUUCUUUCCUUUGUUAAUAGGGAAAUACCAGCAGUCUUUAAUUAUCUUUAGCUCUUCUCUCCUUUGUUAAUUGGGAAAUGCCAUCUUGAAUUGUCUCUGCGUGUGAUUUUGUUAAUGUUGUCAAAAAUUAAUUGCUAAUUGUUUUUUAAAAGAAAUUUUGAGUAAAACAGCACUUUGUACAAAUAUCAUUUUAUUUAAUUUUUUUAAGUUUACAAUUGUAGAAUCAUAUUUAAGUAAAAUAUGCAAUUAUAACUGGAGUGACUUUGGCUCAUUAAAGAUUUUGUGCAGUACAUGGGAUACAUUUUAUAGGAUCCACAAGUAUGACAAACAGUGAAGUACAUUUCUGCUAUUUUCAACAGUUAUAGUCAUAGGUAAUAUUUUUCUUUGAUUUAAGAUUUGAUUUUUUUUGGUAAACUGAACAAUAUAGCCCAAACCAUGCAAGUCAAACCUAAAAAAGACCUAUUGCAAAAAAAAUGUAUAAUUUAUAGCCCUGAUUCAUCUAAAAGAAAGAAAUGUCAGGGACAGUUUAAUUGAAAAAUGUCAGUUUAAAACUAAUCCAGUCGCUGAACUAUUUCCCAGAGCUUAUUUUAAACUUAACUAAAAAUCACUCUAUCCUUUUUUUUUUCAAUAUCCACCCAAAAGCUCUAGUCCAAUGUUGGAAAAUCAUGGCUCGCGAACCGCAUGGGUAUGUUAAGCAACCUGAGUACAGCUCGGCCAGCCAGCCACAAAUCUGCUUUGACUCCGAAAAACAUGGUUCUUGACAAGAAAUUAGGCUGUCAUAAUUUUUGUAAUCAUCCUGCUGAUGAUUUUGAUUAAUGAGUUUGCCGACCACUGCUCUAGCCUAUUUAAGAGCAUUUUUUUCCCCCCAAUCUUGUUUAACCAGCAUCUAACUCACUUGAGUUCAGCAUAUUUUUAACAUUAAAUAAUCCAAUUGAUCAUCUUUAACUUAAAAUCAAUGUGAUUAAUAUUAAAAUAUGGUUUUUGAUUAACCGGGUACUCCAAUAUAUACAGAUGAUACAAAUAACCUUAUGCAUUUAUAAAAUCAUUCUUAAAUCUCGGUAUGCAUAAUAUGGUGCCAUUCUUCAUUGAAUUUCCCUUAAUGUUGAAUAUUCUUGAAUUUGUAGAGCACUAAAUCUAAAUUGGAGAUAAUGCUGGUGUUAGUUUCAUUGUAGAGUUGAUCAUCUAAUGUUUUAAUUGAUAUAUUGUUGUUAUAAGACUUAUUUUGUAUAUUUUUGUUCAUUGAAAAGAACAAAUAAACUUAAAAAAGAAUGACUGUCCCUUAAA
Molecule: messenger RNA, 8167 nt
Organism: Lymnaea stagnalis (great pond snail)
Lineage: Eukaryota; Metazoa; Mollusca; Gastropoda; Lymnaeidae
Source: the annotation of a GenBank genome assembly